AUGCUCUGCUUGGGCAGGCCGCAGCAGCUACCCACAUUAGCUUGGUACCAACUAUCAAUUGACCGCGUGCUCCAUCCUAUCAGUCACCCCAUGACCGCGAUGAAGAGGAGACUUUGCUCAAUGGAUGAUGAGUCUUUUGACUCUUUCAAGCGACGUCACAUCGAACAAGCCAAAUCCGAAACAAAUUCGGCUGCGCUCGGCCCCCUUAAAGAGAAUCCGAUCGGCUUGAAUGGCUCGUCGGCAACUACUCUUGAUAAAAAAGGUUGCCGAGCCAGGUUCUCUUCUAAUUUCGAAUUCGAAGGGCAACUCGAGGAGGCGUUUAGGGUCAUCCAACCCAAUAAACCUGAACCUGAAAAAAAAUCGAUCUCACCAUCUCAUCGUGAAUUAGAACUAACGAUUAGUGACGGUAUCAGGAGUCCAGUCCUUCCAAACACGGUGGCAAGUACCGGAGGACACCGCAUACCGUUUACAAAGCAGUGCCGAAGUGUUAAACCCAAACUUCCAGGACGCGAAAACUUCAAGAAUGCGCGUAACAAACCCGAGUCGAGCCGCUUCAGGAAACCAAAGCGGUCCCCGCGCGAUAUCAACCAAUUUCCAUUAUGGAAUGAUAUAUUUCAAAUGAAAGAAAAGGGUAGAUGGAAGUCACCUCGAAGUCGUACCAUUCGACCGCCGCCCCCACAACUCAUCCGCCAAAUUGAUGACGAAUGCACCAAACCGUCGGCAAAAAAGCCUAAAAGCCUGAUUCCGUUAUCCAGCUUACUCAUCAGCGCUAAGGAUUAUUAUGAGUUAAGUAUACUCACCCCUGUUGGUCUGCAAAGGGACGAAAAAUACAAUUGGGGACACCUUAAGAAAAAUGCCCAAAUCAGAAACAACCUCAUGCGCCAGAAGAUUCGGCAUCGCGUGCUUGAGAUGUCCUCACAAGCACCUGCUCCCUCGACAGAGGUUCUAGAACGCAGGUUUAGGGCAAACAGAGAGUCAGAAAAACUACGCAGCCAACGAAGGCCCUCGUGUAACUUUAAAAGCAACCCAUACAAGAACCUUGCGGAGAAGCAUCAUGGUGCAGGCAGACUUUCCCACUUGACGCCAUGCACCGGAACGUCGAAUCCAAAUGAGCAUAUGCUGAAUAACCGUCAUACAAAUUUUUCUACACGAGCCCAAAUACCCACAAUCAGUAAAUAUUUCCCCCCUCCCUCGAAAAAUAAUCUUUCUUUCCCUGUGAGAAGCUUCCCGGACGAACCGCAUGACCCGGUAUCGACUUCUCCGCCAAUCGAAGGAAAUGCUGGGCCUGAUAGUCGAAUUGAAAACUCAACCAGAUCUGGCGAGGCGAUUCAAGAUACUCUUGACGAUCUUUCCCGACACGAAAUCAAAGCUUGCGCCAAUCCACCAGCUCCAUUGCGGUUUUCGGAAAUUAAACAUUACCCGAAAAAGAUUACCGUCGCGAUCGAUCCCGAAUCACAGCGUCAAAGUCGGGUCACCCGCGAUCAAAAAAUUUAUCGUAGUUCAAAAUACGCGGAUCCGAAUCCAAAAACACCGCUUGUGCUUCAUUCUGAUACAAAUUCCGAUGACCCGCAACAAGAGGGAAAAGGUGUAUCAGAAGUCGCUAGAAGCCAUAAGGCCAUCGACUCCAAUAGGGGAACAUCCGCCCUUGAUGAUGUUAUUCCUCUCGCCAUUCCCUCCAGAGACGAGGGAAGAAAUGAGGAAGCAAUUCAGCAAGAGCCGGCAUGUUGCCGUUCUUCGCAAGUUGGUCAAUUGAACGAGAAUAAUCCGGAACGAGAAUCGCUCCUCCAAAGGUCAACUGGGGUCCACUUGGAAGAAGGGAGGAAAAACAAUCACGAUCGUCCCGAUCCUCCUCGAUCCUCGGGGGUCAAAUCAGCUGGGGAGUUCGAGAAAUCCAACGCUGAUAUGAAAGCUUCGAAGGUAAACACAGUGGAGCCUGAUCUAUCCGACUUCGAACCAAUCCCAUCAGAUGGAUUCGUGCCUUUAAAUUUUGAAGAUAGCAAUUCCCUAAAAUCUUCGAAUAAAUGCCAGAUCUUGCCGUUGAUUGGGGAGAACAAGAUAGGAUCCCGUGAGCUCGACGAAGAGAGUUUUGAUACCGAUUACACCGCCGAGUCAUGGCCAGGAUUUCCAUGUUUCGAUGAAGGCAUUAAGAAAGCCUCUAGUUUUUCGAAUAACAGUUCGGACAGUUUGUGGGGAGAUAGGGACGUACUUACCGGAAACCCGAAGUUUGAAGGACCACCUUGUAGUCAAGUACGAUCGAGUAGAGGCCACAAAACUGUCCCUGUAGUGAAACAGGACUCGAGAACGAACAAAAUUCAGAUUGAAUGUUGCGCAUUCCAAAAUCCUUGUCGUAGACGGAGGAUUGAUUUCAUGCCCAGUUACUUUUCCACAAGACCACCUCCUUUCCGUGUAAAUGACACAUUGUAUCCUUAA
Puccinia triticina is the source of this 2430-nucleotide messenger RNA. RefSeq lists its product as uncharacterized. The transcript has 7 exons. NCBI's taxonomy places the organism in Eukaryota, Fungi, Basidiomycota, Pucciniomycetes, Pucciniales, Pucciniaceae. Bases 1 to 2430 code for a protein of 809 amino acids. The record is from RefSeq and is a predicted model, not a curated record.